GGAAAAGAGAAAGCGUACCACUCUGUUUUCCUCUGCUUAUUUUCAUCGUCCCUUUUCCUCUCUUCUUUCUCCGAUCUUCGAAUCGAUGGAGGUCGUCAACUGCGCGCACGCAAACGGUGCCGGAAUCGCCGUUAACGGGCACGGGGAUGGCCUCUGCAUCAAGAGCGGCGGCGACCCCCUGAACUGGGGCGCGGCCGCAGACGCGCUUUCGGGGAGCCACCUCGACGAGGUGAAGCGGAUGGUGGAGGAGUUCCGGCGGCCGCUAGUGAGGCUGGAGGGCGCGACGCUGAAGGUCGCGCAGGUGGCGGCGGUGGCGGCCGUGGCGAGGGAGGUGCGGGUGGAGCUGUCGGAGGCGGCGCGCGAAGGGGUGCGCGCCAGCAACCAGUGGGUGCUGGACAGCAUGGCCAAGGGAACUGACAGCUACGGCGUCACCACCGGAUUCGGCGCCACCUCUCACCGGAGAACCAAGGAGGGCGGCGCCCUGCAGAAGGAGCUCAUCAGAUUCCUCAACGCCGGAAUAUUCGGGUCCGAGAAGGAUUCCGGGCACACGCUGCCGUCGCCGGCUGCACGGGCGGCCAUGCUAGUCCGCAUUAACACCCUCCUCCAGGGCUACUCCGGCAUCCGCUUCGAGAUCCUGGAGGCCAUGGCUAGCCUCCUCAACUCCGGAGUCACCCCCUGCCUCCCCCUGCGCGGCACCAUCACCGCUUCCGGCGACCUCGUCCCCCUGUCCUACAUUGCCGGCCUUCUCACCGGGAGGCCCAACGCCAAGGCAAUCGCCCCCGGCGGCGAGCCCGUCGACGCGGCGGAGGCCUUCCGCCGCGCCGGCAUCCCGCACGGUUUUUUCGAGCUGCAGCCGAAGGAAGGGCUUGCGCUUGUGAACGGCACAGCAGUCGGCUCCGGCCUCGCUUCCCUCGUCCUCUACGACGCCAAUAUCCUCGCCCUCCUCGCCGAGGUCCUCUCCGCCGUCUUCGCCGAGGUGAUGCAGGGCAAGCCGGAGUUCACCGACCACCUCACCCACAAGCUCAAGCACCACCCGGGGCAGAUCGAGGCGGCUGCCAUCAUGGAGCACGUCCUCGACGGAAGCGCCUACAUCAAGCACGCCCAGAAGCUCCACGAGCAGGAUCAGCUGCAGAAGCCGAAGCAGGAUCGCUACGCGCUUCGAACUUCGCCGCAAUGGCUUGGCCCUCAAAUCGAAGUCCUCCGCUUCGCCACCAAAUCCAUCGAGCGCGAGAUCAACUCCGUGAACGAUAAUCCCCUCAUCGACGUUGCCCGGAACAAGGCCCUCCACGGCGGCAACUUUCAGGGCACGCCCAUCGGCGUCUCCAUGGACAACACUCGCCUCGCAAUCGCCGCAAUUGGCAAGCUCAUGUUCGCCCAAUUCUCCGAACUCGUCAACGACUUUUACAACAACGGAUUGCCCUCUAAUCUCUCCGGGGGGCGGAACCCUAGCCUUGACUAUGGCUUCAAGGGGGCGGAAAUUGCGAUGGCCGCCUAUUGCUCCGAGCUCCAAUUUCUGGGCAAUCCGGUGACCAACCACGUCCAGAGUGCGGAGCAGCAUAACCAGGACGUGAACUCGUUGGGGCUGAUCUCCGCCAGGAAAACGGCUGAGGCCGUCGACAUCCUCAAGCUCAUGUCGGCGACCUACUUGGUGGCCCUCUGCCAGGCCAUCGACCUGCGACACCUGGAGGAGAACCUAAAGCACGCGGUGAAGGCGGCGGUGAGUCUCGUCGGCAAGCGCGUGCUCACCACCGGCGCCAACGGAGAGCUCCACCCCGCGCGUUUCUGCGAGAAGAACCUCCUCACCGUGGUCGACCGGGAGUACGUGCUGAGCUACGCCGACGACCCCUGCAGCUCCACCUACGAGCUGAUGCCCAAGCUGCGGAUGGUGCUGGUGGAGCACGCCCUCGGCCACGGCGCCAAGGAGAAGGACGCCGCCGGUGCCGCGUCCAUCUUCCACAAGAUCGCGGCUUUCGAGGAGGAACUCAAGGCGGUGGUGCCGAAGGAGGUGGAAGCGGCGCGUGCCGCCGUGGAGAGCGGCAGCGCGGCCAUCGGCAUCCGUAUCAAGGAGUGUAGAUCGUACCCGCUGUAUCGGUUGGUGAGGGAGCAGCUGGGGGCGGCUUACCUGACCGGCGAGAAAGUGCGGUCGCCGGGGGAGGAGUUCGAGAAGGUGUUCGCGGCGAUCAACGCCGGGCUGAUCAUCGAUCCUCUGCUCGAAUGCUUAAAGGAAUGGAAUGGCGUGCCAAUUCCCAUCUGCUAAAUAAAAACAAAAAAGAGAGAUUUUAAUUCAAUCAAAAAGUGUGGAAUUGUGUUCAAUAAAAUCAGAAGCAUGUUAUUUCUUGUAGUUUGUUUGCUUUUUAAUCGAAAAUAUGUUUAACAUGGCGUAUAAUGGAUUACCCAGGGAUAA
Zingiber officinale is the source of this 2404-nucleotide messenger RNA. Its product is annotated as phenylalanine ammonia-lyase 2-like. Bases 86 to 2257 code for a protein of 723 amino acids. NCBI's taxonomy places the organism in Eukaryota, Viridiplantae, Streptophyta, Magnoliopsida, Zingiberales, Zingiberaceae. Gene Ontology annotation, biological process: L-phenylalanine catabolic process. Gene Ontology annotation, cellular component: cytoplasm. The transcript is spliced from 2 exons. The record is from RefSeq and is a predicted model, not a curated record. Gene Ontology annotation, molecular function: ammonia-lyase activity.